AUGUACUCGUAUGCAACUGCCCAAGCCUAUUCGGGCAUUCAAAUGCCAAGUAAUGUUUUCAGUGGUUUUCCAUCCUAUGGAAUAGGUCCACCCGUAUCAAAUGGAUUUUUACCGUACGGAGGCCAAGGAUUCAGUCCUUAUUGUGACGUACCACUAGAUUUCGGUAAUCUGUAUCAGUCUCGCCAUUAUCAACAAAUCACUUAUUUACCUGAGCCACCAGCGCAGAUGCAAGUGAUUAGAAAACGAAUGCCUGAUCCACCACCUGAUGUCAUUGAACGUGUCGUAGUUGUACCACAACCAAAAUCGUAUGUCUAUCAAGUUGUUGAAGUUCCUACGAAACCGCCACCUGUCAUUCAAGAUCGUUAUGUUCAAGGCCCCGCUAAUCCUGUUUUAUGUGGUGGCACUUUAUCCGUGCAAGUACCUAGUCAAACAAAUUUAGCUUACAGUAAUGCAGAUGGACGGGUUGGGAUACCUGCGGCUAAUUAUUCGUCUUCAUCACCGGUCGCUUUUGGUGAUGGAGUAAGUUAUGGGGGGGGUGGCGUAAGUUAUGGGGGAAGUGGAGUCAUGUAUACAGGCAGUGGUAUGCAACUAAACACAGGUAGUGGUAUACCUGGCAUGGGUUAUCAGAGUGGACCAGUACAACUUAUCAGAAGCAUGUAG
Messenger RNA from Didymodactylos carnosus, 660 nucleotides. The record is from the annotation of a GenBank genome assembly. Lineage: Eukaryota; Metazoa; Rotifera; Eurotatoria; Philodinida; Philodinidae.